AUGAUCUGCGGAUCCGACAACACCUCCUUUGAGCCUGUGAUAGAUUCGAUGAGACUCAGAGACUCAGAGAAAGGAUUCGAGAAUAUUCUCGAUGAAGGCGUGACUAAUGGCUGGUAUGACCCCGGUGUGCUCUUACAAGUGCUUGUGUGUCGCUGGGUUUUCAUCCCAUGGCUGCAGGCAGAGCUUGACGCAUACCGUCAACGAAUCAACAUGACUGCGAAACGUCGAGACCGCAAUAAGAUUCUGCCUCAUGGUGUUCCGCAGCACAUGCUUGAGUUUCCGGAUGAGUAUGCAAUUCUCGAUUUCAAGAUCAAAGUGAAACAAGAGCAUAUAAAUACGGUUCGCCAACAGUAUGCUGAUCCCAGCCACGAUAUAUUUCAACUGGUGCCGCCGGACUUCGCACAAUUAAUUCAAUCAUUCUAUGUCGACCUUGGCGAGCCAUCAAUUACUCGGGAGACGUGCUGGGAGAUCUACAGACAGCUACUUCGCUGCUUCGAGCACCUCGACAAGGUUCACAACAUUGACAGUAGUGUUGAUGACAUGUGGGGUUUUGCACUCACUCAGGCUGAAAACGAGUAUCGCAACAAGAUGCAGCCCCUCCCAAACCUUCGUCCACUCCAUGGUGGGGAGGAUAUUGUGGGUCAGGAUGGCGGAUAUUACAUGGGUGGUGUAAACGGCGGCAAUGGACUUGAUGAUGCUCAGCACGCUCAGCUCCGACGUCUGAUUGACGAAGUGGAGCCUAACGUUGCUGGUGAGACUGACUUUGAAGGGGAGGACGACAUUUGUGCUUGGUUUUCGGACGAAGAGGGCCCCGAUGAGCUGGCGGCUGCGGAUGAAUGGUAGACUAUGUCCUUACAUUUUAUGUGUUCCUUUUUUACAUAUUCUAUCGCUGUUUUACUCAU
Molecule: messenger RNA, 902 nt
Organism: Mycena citricolor
Lineage: Eukaryota; Fungi; Basidiomycota; Agaricomycetes; Agaricales; Mycenaceae
Source: the annotation of a GenBank genome assembly